Lichtheimia ornata is the source of this 1647-nucleotide messenger RNA. RefSeq lists its product as uncharacterized. Lineage: Eukaryota; Fungi; Mucoromycota; Mucoromycetes; Mucorales; Lichtheimiaceae. Gene Ontology annotation, biological process: protein phosphorylation. Gene Ontology annotation, molecular function: protein serine/threonine kinase activity; ATP binding. Gene Ontology annotation, cellular component: nucleus; plasma membrane; cytoplasm. The record is from RefSeq and is a predicted model, not a curated record. The transcript is spliced from 9 exons. The coding region runs from base 1 to 1647 and encodes 548 amino acids.
AUGGAAUCAGUUCAGCCUGCACCGCCACCACCUGCAGCAGCCUAUUCAUCACGAUUAACAAGAUGGCUCUUUCGAUCAUCCAACACGCCAUCAUCACAAGCCGAUACAACAACCAUGACUUCAACACAACAAAUACCCAACUUCGGCGUUCCAUCUCAAUUUGAGCAACUGCAAUACCAAAAAGGUUUCAAGAGCAAUAGCUGGUUUCACCACGAUGCUGACACGACUCCACAACACAAAAAGUCAGUGCGGCGUAUCGCGUCCACACCCAAUGCCAAGCAUAUCGUAAAUGAUAAAAAACAUCAACAACCCUCUUCACCACCAUCAGCUUUUCCCCCACCCCUUCCACGAAUGGAAACGACUAUUUCAUCAACAACCACCGUGUCGAGUAGCCUAACAGCCGUUGACUCAAGGUCGCAACGUUUGAAACUGAAUCGUCGUUCCUAUGCUGCCAACAGUGUUAAGAUUCGAGAAUUACAAGUUGGACCUAGUAGUUUCACAAAGGUACGAUUACUUGGUCGAGGAGAUGUAGGCAAAGUUUAUCUUGUCAAACAAAAAGGAACCGACAAAUUACUGGCAAUGAAAGUUCUGUCAAAAAGAGAAAUGAUUCGCCGCAACAAGAUCAAGCGUGUACUUGCAGAGCAGGAGAUCCUUGCAAGCGCCAAUCAUCCCUUCAUUGUUACCCUAUUUCAUUCUUUUCAAAGCCAAGAUUUUCUUUAUUUUGUCACUGAAUACUGCAUGGGCGGUGAAUUCUUUCGAGCACUGCAAUCUCGGCCUGGACGGUGCCUUAAUGAAGUAGGGGCCAAGUUUUAUGCCGCUGAAGUGAUUGCUGCUCUUGAAUAUUUGCAUUUACAGGGUUUCAUUUACCGUGAUCUUAAACCAGAAAAUAUCCUCUUGCAUCAAAGCGGGCAUUUGAUGUUGACUGAUUUCGAUUUAAGCAAACAAUCCAACCCACCUUGUCCUCCCAAUAUUGUCAAAUCCCACUCUCCUCAUGUUCCACCAUCCAUUGAUACACGCACGUGCAUUGCCCAUCUACGUACCAAUAGCUUUGUCGGAACAGAAGAGUACAUUGCUCCUGAAGUUAUUCGUGGCUGUGGCCAUACCAGCGCUGUUGAUUGGUGGACAUUGGGUAUCUUGAUCUAUGAGAUGCUGUAUGGGACCACGCCUUUCAAGGGAAGCACACGCAAUGAGACAUUUUCGAAAGUACUACAUACCGAUAUUAUCUUUCCUGAGCGAUCGUCCUAUUUCAAAAGUAGCAGCAACAACAACAAGCAUCAUAGCCGACGCAACAAAAUUGAACCGCAGGCGGUUUCUAAUACAUGCAAAAACCUCGUACGACGAUUACUUGACAAGCAAGAAGAUUCACGCUUGGGAUCACGUGCAGGUGCCAGUGAUGUCAAAGCCCAUGCAUUCUUUCGCAGCCUUAAUUUCGCAUUGCUAAGGCAUAUGACACCCCCCAUUGUACCUGGCCAAUCCGUUCAGCAUCCCGUACGACCACUGCAUGAUAGCGUUAGCUUUGAUCUAGAGUCCGAUAUUCCAGUGGAUGCACAGCAUGAUAGCAGCAACCCAUUUUCCAAGUUUAAUUCUGUGACAUUAUACCAUGAUGGCGAUUCGGAUUCCGAGACUAUUGUCUUUUCAGAUGACUAA